CAUCUGGCAAAGCUUGCUUUUUUCUCGCGCCGCCAUAUUGAGGAGCGUCUCAAGCAUCCAUCCAAGUACCGAUUGUAAACUCAAGCACAUUUGAAACUCUUUAAACGAGCACCGAGCGAGUUUCAAGGUUCGUUCACGGCCGAGCUUAAGUCGAGGGACAUCCCAUGUAUUCUCUAUGUUAGUGUUGACGAGAACAGACCGUCAAGUUUGUGGCCUAGUUUAGCUUAGCUUAGCAACUAACAAAGACAGACGUUGCCAAGUAGACACAAAGUAAGAGGCUAAAGUGUGGAAAAUGUGCGCGAAUAGGACAGCAGCAGUGGAAUUGGACGAGGAACCUCGUGGAGAAAAAGAGGAGCCUCGACCUCAACUAGUGAAUGACGUUUUCAACAACAAGCUGCAAUCAGAUGUCUGUGAAGUGCACUGUCCUGAGAGGCAGGAGUCUUCUCUCAACAAAAAGGUGGUUGAGGAGUCUCUACAUAUCAAAGAGGAGGAAGAGGAAGCGGACAUCACCAAAUUGACUGAUGUGCCUUUGAAGAGUGAAGACGAAGGUCAAUUUGAGGUGAGCAGAGGGGCGGAGCCUCUGAGCAGCAACAACAGCUCAACAGAAGGUGACGGAGACCACCGUAAAGGAUCACCAGCAGAUGGCCUCAUAGCACCGCUAUCAGAUAGUGAUGACGGAACUUCGCACUCUUCUAACUAUUCUGAUGUUCAUGAUGAUGAUGAUGAUAAAAAGUCCAAAGGAACAAAGAGGGGUCCACUUGACAAGAAACCCUGGAAAUGCUCCCAGUGUGGGAAAACCUAUUGUAACAAGUCUGGGUUGAAAAGUCACAUGACAACACACAAUGGAGAAGAACCUUUUCUCUGCUCAUUUUGUGGCAAAAUAUUUUCUUUUAAGCAAUCCUUAAUAAGUCACAUAAGGACACACACAGGAGAGAAGCCUUUCUCCUGCUCAAUUUGUGAUCAAAGUUUUAGUCGGAAGGAAUACUUGAAAGGGCACACAAGAACACACACUGGGGAGAAACCUUUUUCCUGUUCAAUUUGUAGUCAAAGUUUUGCUUAUAAAGGACAUUUAAAUAGUCACACAAAAACACAUACUGGCGAGAAACAUUUCUCCUGCUCAGUUUGCGGUCAAAGAUUCACGAAUAAGAGACACUUGAUAAGACACACAAUGACACACACUGGUGAGAAACCUUUCACCUGCUCGUUUUGUGAUAAAAAAUUCUCUAGAAAUGAUGAAUUAAAAAAACACACCAGAAUACACACUGGUGAGAAACCAUUUUCCUGUUCAGACUGCAACCAAAGAUUUGCUCAUAGGGAAGCCUUUAAAAACCAUAGAAGAACCCACACCGGUGUGAAACCUUUUCCCUGCUCAGUUUGUGGGAAAAGAUUCACUGAGAAGGGACAUUUAAAAAGUCACAUGAGAACACAUACUGGGGAAAAACCUUUUUCUUGUUCGUUCUGCGGUCAAAGUUUUGCUCAGAAGGUAGCCUUAAAAACUCAUACGAGAACACACACAGGGGAGAAACCUUUCCCCUGCUCAGUUUGCGGUCAGAGAUUUGCUUGGAAGUAUCAGGUCAAGAAACAUGAGUGUGUUUGUGAGAAAAGCAGUGCCCAAUGACGGUUUUGCCUGCCAUUCAACUUAGCGUAAGUGUUGCACUGAUACCAUCUUUUGGCUCCCCAUACUGAUACUCAGAUUCUUUCCUCUAGGAUGCACUUUUAAUGUGAUUUUUCGUUGCUGUAUUUUGUCGGACAUAUUGUUUGCUUCUUUUCAAACCUUUCGAUAUUUCUGUUGAAUAAGGAAAGCAAAUAAACCGCCUGGAUCCUUGCUUUCAUUGCUCAAAUAUUAUUUUAUAUUGCCCUUUUUACAGAAACUGUGAUGACUAAAGUUCAAAGUCUGGUGAAUGAAAAUACUACGGUAAUAUUAUUUAAGUAUUGUUACAUACAGUGGGGCAAACAAGUAUUUAGUCAACCACUAAUUGUGCAAGUUCUCUCACUUGAAAAUAUCAGAGAGGCCUGUAAUUGUCAACAUGGGUAAACCUCAACCAUGAGAGACUUAAUGUGGAAAAAACCCCCAGAUCAUAUUGUUUGAUUUUUAAAGAAUUGAUUUGCAAAUCAUGGUGGAAAAUAAGUAUUUGGUCUAUACCAAAAGUUCAUCUCAAUACUUUGUUAUGUACCCUUUGUUGGCAAUAACGGAGGCCAAACGUUUUCUGUAACUCUUCACAAGCUUUUUACACACUGUUGCUGGUAUUUUGGCCUAUUCCUCUAUGCAGAUCUCCUCUAGGGGGCAGUGGACAACAAAAUUUGGCAGAGAUAUUCAGGUAAUCUCCCGAGGAUAUUACAACAGCAUUUUGUUUGUUGCACAUUCCUGUCUUUCUGUUUGGACUUUAAACACUUUUUUUUUUUUUUUUUUUUAAAUGUUUCCACAAUUCUUACAGGGAUUUCCUCAACAAACUAGUGGAAACAGUUGCGGGAUAUUCAUAUUGAUGCUAAGUAGUUUUCAAUUCUUUGUUAAAGGAUUUUCUUGUAUUAUUUUUUAAACUGCCAUACGUAACAAAAUAUUUGUUUUUCACAAUAUGCACUUAGCUUCAGUACACUUGCUCAAUUUCUGUUUGUUGAGGUUAGUGUUUGUUUUUUCCUCGUGUAGAUGCAAGUUUUAGAGUUAAUCGAUCAUAACUUACAUAGUUUAACAUGUUCACAAUGCUACAUUUAAGACAGAAAAUGCUUUAAUGUUUGUGUGACUAUUUAAAGUACUGUAAUGUUUUUAGAGAUACAUGGCACACAUCCGAAAAUGGUGGUGUAUUAGUGUGAUUCAAGAUUGAAGAGUAAGAACAUUUUUAAUUGUAAUUUAAGAUUACUUACUCUUUAGUAUACUUUAUUAUUCUGUCAAUAACUCACUUAAAAGACACAAAGGUUUGCAUAUUGGACUGGUGAGGCCUUGCUUCAAGGUUCACUUCAGCCAAAAUAUAGAGUUCCAAAAGUGGUAAAAUUGGAAUAUGAGAUGAGUUUGUAAGAAAACCAUGUGGAAUGCUAAAUUUGUGACUAAUUUAGAAAAUUGUAAUCAUAUAUACAAAUAUCUACCUACCUGCUUGCAUACCUAUUUAAUUACUGUCCAUGCACACUCACUCACUCAUGGAUUCUCAUGACCUGCUAAGUGGAUUGAUGGUGUGGGAGUGAGAGUUAGUGAGUGUCAGAUGUUCGGACUGAGCUAAAGGCCAGGUUGAAAGAGAAGUCAACCUUGAAAGACGGUUUCUCAGAAUAUUCAACUAUGCAAAUGGUGCAUUUCUGAUUCCUCUGUUCAUGGAGAAAACAAUUGUUAAACCCAAGCAGGACACUGGUAGACUCAAACACAGGGCCUAGAGAUUAAAGCUAAAAGCAGGCACACAUUAUUAAGACUGUAGUUACUGUUACUGUUUAAAUUGGCACUGCCUUCUUUUCUUAUGCUUCUCCCAGCAAAACACCUGUAUCAAACGACUAUUAAAGUGAUGACUCACAUGUAAACAGUGUUACUUCUCUAUAGCUGCAUGGAAAAAUGAGUGAACAUGACACCACAAGUAGGAAGAAUAAACUUUGAUACUUGAACUGGCAUUUAGAAAUGUUUGCCCCCACUUCAGGCAGCCAUUCUGAGGGAAAAUUGUUUUCAUUUCAAUUUUUUUAUUUUUAUUAUUAUUUUUUUUUUAUGUUGUUGUUAUUGUCUGCUUGGU
Corythoichthys intestinalis (scribbled pipefish) is the source of this 3701-nucleotide messenger RNA. RefSeq names its product zinc finger protein OZF-like. The coding region runs from base 293 to 1618 and encodes 441 amino acids. The record is from RefSeq and is a predicted model, not a curated record. NCBI's taxonomy places the organism in Eukaryota, Metazoa, Chordata, Actinopteri, Syngnathiformes, Syngnathidae. The transcript has 2 exons.